AUGUCCGACAACCUCCUACUACCAAACAUUGUGCCAACAAUCCGCGUCAAUGACGGCGAUGUCCCCAUGUCAGAGGAUAGCUCAACUUCGCGAGGCCAUAAACUUCCGGAAUCAAGCUCCAAUGGCUUUGCGCCGCACGAAGGAAUUGAAGGCUUACCUUUGGCUACCGAACAGCCAGUAGAAACACCUACUCAGGAAAUCAGCAAGAAGCUAUCACAAUCAGAGGACCCCACAUCAUCCACCUUGCAAAAUAAGCUGGCCAAUAUAGCAAAUGCUCCAACAACGAGCUUGAGGAAAAGAAUAAGCGAUGCAUUGAAAGAGACGGACAUCGGAUUCGGGUUUAUGAAUCCAAAGCCUUACGUGUCAGCUGCCCAGCUAGAGGGGAUCAUUACAAACGCAAACACGAAAAAAGCCCUUCACAAUGCCUCGGACGAGGUUCUCAUGUUCGCCAACCAGAAUCCGAAACUACUCGCAAUUACAAUACGUAAUUUUGAGAAAAACGAAGAAAAGUAUAGUCGUGCUAAAGCACUCGCUCUAUUUCAAUCCAGCAGAAUGAUUGACAGCGAAUUACCUGUCGAAGACCACACUUCCAUGAAUGUAUGCAUUGGGUUGCCAGUGCAAGAGAGCUCUGGAUCGGAAGACGAAACAACUCAACCGACGGAUUCCAGCAUGCCAUGCCAGUUAGAAACACAUGAUAGCUUAGUCUCUUCACAUGUCUCAGAUCCAAGUGGUCCAUGUAAACACCCAUCUGCUGAAAACGCUUUCCACAAUCCACUGUGGGACGAGCCCAGCUUUAAAAAGUUCUACACCACCCAGUGGGCAUUUUUGGUCCCGAUUUUCACUCAGGAAACUUUCACACAUCGUUUCGAACCUGAAGCUACACUUCCUUUCAUUGUCAAGAAGGUGCACGCUGGAAUCGACCUUUCAGGAGGCCACUUUGGCGAUGUUACUCAAGAACACAUGCUUGCCAGUCAUCAGACAGCUAUCAAAUCGACUGAAGGAAGGCGAACUAUCCCGGUGGCUGUCAAGAAAAUGAGAUCAUCUGCCAACUUCGUGGGAGACUGGGAUAGGGAAGCAAAAGCCUUACACGCGUUCAAUGAACUUGACGAUCCGCACAUUGUAAGGGGCAUCGGAGCUUUCACCUACCAUGGCGGUCACUACAUCGUGAUGGAAUGGGCGGAUAGGGGAGAUCUUCACAAGGUGUGGAAAAAAACGCCAGAGCCUCAUAAGUCAAUGACGGCAAAUAAAGUGGAGCAAUUCCUGAAACAGUUCCGAGGCCUCGCCAUGGCUUUGAAUCAAAUGCAUAACAAGCCAAUAAAAGAGAAUCCGAAUUCGGCUCUUGCGAGGCCAGAUGAUUCAGGGAAAGGCAGAGGAAGUGUCGCCUCGAAUCAAGACCUGUCGAUCUCGUCUCACCUCAGAGUCAAUCGGCUUACGACCGCUGAUGAAAACUGGCGGCAUGGUGACUUUAAACCGGCGAACAUUGUUAGCGUCACCGAUAAAUCGCAAUCGCUGCUGGGACGUUUGAAGCUGGCGGACUUUGGAAGGGCCAAGCAGCACAUGAACAAGACUGAGAAACGGAUGGGUACGGGCGAAAUGUUCACAACAUGGCAAUAUCAACCACCAGAAGCUUUGGACAAUGAACACGGAAGGUCACGUCUUUUCGACAUCUGGUCAUUUGGCUGCGUGCUUCUGGAAACAGCUAUUUGGAUGCUAUUCGGCUCCGUUGGCAUAAAUCAAUUUCUGGACAGCCAAGCAAAUAGUGGGCAGAAGACCAGAUCGCUUUACUGGUCACAGGAUAAAUACGGACAGAGAAACCCUACACGAAGUGCAACUACCUUUCGGUUGGUCGAGCGUCUAUUGAGUGAAGACAGCGAAUGUAAGCAAAGAGACGGAGGCUCAGCCUUUCAAGAUGUGAUUCGAUUGAUAAAAGACAAACUCAUCGUGCUCAAAUUGCCCACAAACGCCGACAGAUGCGAGCCAGGCUGUAGGAUCAAUAGCAAGACCUUGGUGGAAGAGCUUGAUGGAAUCAUUGAGAAAGGUAAACAGAGCCAGUUGUAUCUGUUCUCGGGGGUAAACCGAGACCGUGUUCAAAUACUCAAUUUCAUGCCAAAGCAAGGUAGAACUGAGGAGCAGACAAAUGAAUCCAAGAGUCUAAGGGCUUCCGAUACUUACGAUCAUGACUUCGAUAGGGAAUGGGAGUUUGUUGAUGACAGCUCAUUCGCAAACAGAUUCCUUCGCGAUCAUGCGUCCCCCGACUUUCAACAGCGAUCCGACAUGAGAUCGUCCAAGUUGUGCCAAUGUUGUCGCAAGAUUGAUUUCAACGACUUGAAUGCAAAUACUGGCCGCCCACUUACGCCAUUAUGUACGGACAAUACCGGAUGUGAAUUCUGUGCGAUGAUACUACGAGGUGCAGACAGGUAUCCAGAUUUAGAUUGGAGAGAAUUGACUCUCAGCGAAUCUGGCUUGAAGCCAAAGAAAAGUCCUGGACUUCCACUGUUGCUUGUCCGCCGUACAGAGGCAAAACGAACUUCGGAUAGGAAAUCCACUGGCCCCGACCAACAUAAUUUGGCCCUGCCUUCAUCUCAAAACGCGCAAAAACACGAUGCCAGUACUUUCCCGAUUCAAAUCGGGCUUCCCAUGCUUUCUCUGGUGGGUAAUAAGCCACAGACUUCUCUCAUACUCGCCUGGCUGGAUGACUGUGACAAAAAUCAUGGAGAUUGUACCUCCAAGCGUCAGCGGUCUCUUCCAACAAGAAUGAUCGAAGUUGGCACCACCCAACAGCCUAUUCUACGUCUUGUCGAAUCGGCAUCGCUCACUACCCAAGCCGGCACUUCGACCCACUUCAUCGCUCUGUCAUACCGUUGGGGGACAGUUCCUCCUCACGAACACCUCGUCACUAACUCGAAAGUCUCGAGCGACCACCAUGAGGCAAUUCCUGGUCCACUCCCGCAGACCCUGGCUGAUGCAGUUGAGAUCACAAGGGGCCUGGGUAUUCGAUAUCUUUGGAUAGACGCUCUCUGCAUUGUUCAGGGCGUGGAUGGAGAUUUCGCACAAGAGGCUGACCGAAUGGAUACUGUUUUCAGUUCAGCAUACUGUGUGAUUGCUGCCACCAGUGCAGAUGGAAGCUCUUCCGGAUUCCUGAACAGAUCGCAAAGCCGGGACAUACCGCAGGUGAAUGAGUACAGUAACCCUGUCUGGUUCCCGGAUACUGCCAACCCAGACGGCAACUUUUUCGUCGAAGAACGUUUUGACGACUUCGACCAGGACGUACUGCAAGGGCCUCUGAACGAGCGUGGCUGGGUUUUCCAGGAAAGAGCCCUCGCACGUCGAACCAUACAUUUCACCAGCAAGCAGGUCUAUUGGGAAUGUGGUGAAGGGAUUCGAUGCUAA
Cadophora gregata is the source of this 3390-nucleotide messenger RNA. RefSeq lists its product as uncharacterized. The coding region runs from base 1 to 3390 and encodes 1129 amino acids. The transcript has 3 exons. Gene Ontology annotation, molecular function: protein kinase activity; ATP binding. Gene Ontology annotation, biological process: protein phosphorylation. The record is from RefSeq and is a predicted model, not a curated record. Lineage: Eukaryota; Fungi; Ascomycota; Leotiomycetes; Helotiales; Ploettnerulaceae.